AAUUUGGCUUCAGAAAGAGACGAGAUCCCAAAGAAAGAGGGAGGUUGUAGCUCCUGACUUGAUUGGUGUUCUUGUGUUGUUAUUGGUGUUAUUUCUGCUGUUCUCGCUGCUGUUGGCUGUUGAAGAUGCUGCGUGUGAUGAGACCAAAUACCUACAAGGUGUAUAUGUCGCCUGUUACAUCUGAAUUUUACGAUUUUGCGGGGGAAAGAGAUGAGGCAGCAGCGGCCCUCCUUGCCAGACACCUCUUGAAUCUGCUAGACAGGGCAAGACGGACCAAACUCCGCUCAAUGGCUACUCCCGCUUUUGCCCACGCACACACGCACACACACUCGAAGAGUCACAGCGGGUCCGUGUCACAGUGGCUUCACAAACUGAUCCCCGGCAGCGACACAGUCAACGUUUAUUUUCCCGAAGAUUUCUUGUCCCGCGUAGUGAGAGACGUGCUGAGGAUGACUGAGGGAGAAGCUAAGGGACUGAGGGGCUGUACGCUGUGUGUGGAGCUGUGGGACGGUGGAAAGCGGGUUGUGUUGGGAAAGAUAGUGUGUGAUGCUCAAGUGAAGUCCUCCUACACGCUCUAUGUGAGGCUGGUGAGAGGCGCCGCUCCAGAAGACCCUGCUGGCUUCAGAAUAUUUAACACCAGCAUUUACGAACCAAUUUACGUGAGUCCCGGGUAUCAACUCGAAAAGGAGAAGAGACACAGAUAGAGAGAGAGAGAGAGAGAGAGAGAGAGAGAGAGAGAGAGAGAGAGAGAGAAUUUUUUUUAACUAAUCACUCGUAUUUAUUCAUGAUAGUAUUAGUAGUAGUAAUAGUAAUAGUAGUAAAUGAGGAGGAAGAGAAAAAAAGGAGAAAGGAAGAUAAAAAGAGGGGGAAAGUGAUAAGGAAGAGGAGAAGAAUGCGAAAAAGAAGAGAAGAGGAAGAAGAGAAUGAAGAUAAGAAGAUGAGCAGGAAGAAGAAGAAAGUGGAAAAGAAAAACACGAAGAGGAGGAAGUGGAAGAAGAAGAAGAACUGGUACAAGAAGUGAAAAAUAAAGAAGAAAAAAAAAAAGACAAAUAGUAGUAGUAGUAGUAGUAGUAGUAGUAAUAGUAAUAGUAUUCAUUAAUAACUAUCACCCGUCAUUCUAUUUAUGUAUAUCUCUUUUUUUACGUACGUUUCUUAAUAAAAAUAAUAUUAUGAA
Molecule: messenger RNA, 1174 nt
Organism: Scylla paramamosain (green mud crab)
Lineage: Eukaryota; Metazoa; Arthropoda; Malacostraca; Decapoda; Portunidae
Product: DNA damage-inducible transcript 4-like protein
Exons: 5
Coding region: 126-704 (192 amino acids)
Biological process (GO): regulation of TOR signaling; negative regulation of signal transduction; apoptotic process
Cellular component (GO): cytoplasm
Source: RefSeq, a predicted model, not a curated record